AUGGGCUUCUUCCGCCGUGUGAUGCGUCAUGACGUCAUCGGCGCGCGCCUGAUGUGGUACCGGGAACCCGGAAAUGCUCUGGAGGAAAAAAGGAGGGAGCUUCGGGAUAUGGCUGGUCGUCCGGAAGGGUUGAGGAGAGCCUUUGUGAAAGCUCCUGGGGGGAUCCGCCUUGGCCAUACAGAUAUCAAGAUUCCUGACUUUACAGACUACCGUUGCCCCGAGGUUACGGACCCCAACAAGUCCUCCCAGGAGAGCAGCGAGGCGAGAAGGUCCUUCUCUUACCUCGUCACUGGAGCGACCACUGUGGUUGGUGUGUAUGCCGCCAAGACAGUGGUCACCCAAUUUGUCUCCUCAAUGAGCGCAUCAGCAGAUGUCCUGGCCUUAUCCAAGAUUGAGAUCAAGCUCACUGACAUCCCUGAAGGCAAAAACAUGACCUUCAAGUGGAGAGGAAAGCCUCUGUUUGUCCGUCACCGCACAGAGAAGGAAAUCGCAGCAGAGGAGGGUGUGAAUCUGGCGGAGCUCCGUGACCCCCAGCAUGACAAGGAUAGAGUGAUUAACCCCCGCUGGGUCAUCGUCCUCGGUGUGUGCACCCAUCUGGGUUGUGUGCCCAUCGCCAACGCCGGAGACUUCGGAGGCUACUACUGUCCGUGCCAUGGCUCCCACUACGAUGCUUCAGGACGGAUAAGAAAGGGACCUGCUCCUCUAAACCUGGAGGUUCCCUUCUAUGAGUUCACUGAGGAGGACGUAGUCAUAGUGGGAUAAAUACUGGAGCUGUCUCCGUUCCUCCCUGUAAUAUGUAUUUUUUUAGAUGGCUCCGUGUGAGAGUGACAUAAAACGUGUGUAUUUACUAUUAAAGACAUAUUUCCAACUCUAUGUUUGAGCUAUUGUCUUUUCCCUCGUAAAAAAGUGAGUUUUUCUUUGAUUGUUCUUCAUCACUUAGUGAAUCAAAAGACAUCAAGCUGACAUUUUAUUUUUUGUUUUAAUCUCUAUAGAUUUCUUUCAUUCCGCACUAUUUUUAGUAUUUUCCAAACAGCAUUAUGUAACACAAUGAAUGAGGGCCGGGUGUGAUCAGGUCCAACCCCUUUGCUGCCGCACCAAUCCUGAUAUAUUGUGUUGGAGCUGUGUGAUAAAGUCAAAGGUGGGGCCUGUUACAUGGUUACCUAAAGUUGAGCUGGUAAAAGUGCUCAUACACAUGAACAAGAGGCCUGGGGAGCACAAUGAUUAGGAUAAGAUGAUGGUAUGACCAAGAAAAGCCACCGGCAAUCUAAAAAAGUAUCGACAAGUUGUGAACACAUUCAGGAAUGUGUCGGCCUGUUAAACAACUGGAAGGAACUAUAGAUCGAGAUAAGGAUGUUGUUGGUUUGUGACUCCAAAGAAUGUGUAGAUUGCUUUUUCUAAGGAC
Anarrhichthys ocellatus (wolf-eel) is the source of this 1402-nucleotide messenger RNA. RefSeq names its product cytochrome b-c1 complex subunit Rieske, mitochondrial-like. The transcript has 2 exons. Gene Ontology annotation, molecular function: 2 iron, 2 sulfur cluster binding; quinol-cytochrome-c reductase activity. Lineage: Eukaryota; Metazoa; Chordata; Actinopteri; Perciformes; Anarhichadidae. Bases 1 to 762 code for a protein of 253 amino acids. The record is from RefSeq and is a predicted model, not a curated record. Gene Ontology annotation, cellular component: membrane.